Trichomonas vaginalis G3 is the source of this 330-nucleotide messenger RNA. Its product is annotated as 2 iron, 2 sulfur cluster binding. The record is from RefSeq and is a predicted model, not a curated record. Gene Ontology annotation, molecular function: 2 iron, 2 sulfur cluster binding. Gene Ontology annotation, biological process: P450-containing electron transport chain. Gene Ontology annotation, cellular component: mitochondrion. NCBI's taxonomy places the organism in Eukaryota, Parabasalia, Trichomonadida, Trichomonadidae. The transcript has a single exon. Bases 1 to 330 code for a protein of 109 amino acids.
AUGCUCUGCAGUGUUUCUAACUACCGCUUCUUCAAGCUCACAGUCGUUACAAAGGCUGGCGAGAAGGUCCCAAUCAACUUCAACGAUGGACAGACACUCUUUGAUGCCGUUUCUGGCACAAAGGCUGAAGGCCUUCAGGGCAAGUGCGGAGGCAGCCAAGUUUGCGGCGAAUGCCACUGCAAGAUCCCACAGAACCUCUACGUUGUUCCAGAUGAUGACGAGAAGGAACUCCUCGCCAGCGGACAGGACGUUACACCAACAUCUCGCCUUGCUUGCAACCUUGCCCUCAACUCCAAGUUCGAUGGUGCUACAAUCGAAAUGACACACUAA